UGGUCGAUCAGACAAAUUAAAAUACACACAUGCUUUUGCUGUUCUAAUAUCGCAAUCGACAUAGAACGCGUUUGAUUCUGAAAUCGAAACAAGGACUUUCAAAAGGCUAGUUAAUGCCAAAACGAAUGGUAGCCUUUGAAAAGCGUCUUAUAAUUGCGCCGAUAUUGGAUUUCAGUGAGUACUUUUUUUGUACAAGGUACGCAACAAUUUGCCUGCGAGGUCGAACGUUUUUAGCACCCUGGCUGGCUGUCGUUUAAUCGUUGUUCAGUGAAACAAACAAAAAACAAUAUCUAUUUAUAACUGAAGCAGCAUCCCUGCAUCCUUGUUCUUGUGCUUAACCCGCUACAUUUGAUUCCUUAAAGGUUGUGUGAAAAAUAACUGCAGUUUUAAAUAAAUUCUGAAUUUUUUUACGUUGAACAAUACCUACAUCUGGUUUAAUACCAAAAAAGGAAAUACACAUAAUGAGUGCGAGUGGACGCGGGAAACUCACAACUUUAAUUUAAAAAGAAUAAUAACGAAGAUAAAAAAAAAGUGAUUGGUGAUUAAAAAUGAAUAGGGUUUAAACUGAAAACCUCGAGAAGAAAACAUUCAAAUUAAAUAAAAAGUUCGAAGAGAAAGAGGAAAAUAAAAAAAUACCAACCCAGUGGUGGACUGUAAAAUGCCAAAAACUUUUGUGCGGCUCAACGUACAAAAAUUGUAAAGUGCCCAAAGACGAGACGCGGAGAGAAGAGUUUUAAAAAGUCGAGAUUUUUAACUGAUAUCUACUCGAAAAUAAAAAUAAGAGUGGGCUUGUGAAACGGGAAUAAAAUGUCGAUGGUGCCGAUGUCGAUGGCCUCCGGAGUGGCCAAGCAGAUCCAGCAGGCGAAGCGUGAGAUGACCAUUGCCACCUCCAUGUCAUCUGGCACCAAUGAGAGCGCCGCCGGAGCAAAUAAUAACAAUAGUUUACUGACACUGGCGCCCCGCAAGGAGGAGUUGCGUUUUCUGCCCCUCGCAUCCAUGCCCACACCUGGAAAACCCUGCAGCAUCACCAUCAGCAAUGUCCAGGCCCACAACAUGUCCAACAAUCAUCAGAAUCAACUUCCGCCCGCUCUGAAGACUAAACUAACUCAAAUGAACAUUGUUCCGAAGCCCUUAAAGGGAUCAGGAGCUGUGGGCACUUCGACUUCAGCUCCUUUGUUUCAACUGCUGCCAGCCGCGAGCAAGCCCAGCCAGCAACCACUGGUCAUCUUGACGCCAUCGGGAAAAACAGCAACCGUGAUCGGAGCCACUGGCCAAACAAAUGUCAACUCCCAUCCAGUGGUGAUAAGACCUGGUCAGGCACAGAUUGGCAAAGCACAUUUUGCCAUCCAAGGCAAUGCCCUUUCACAAACAGUGGGUGGGGUAGCAGUAUCCUCCGGAGCAGUAAUUAAUCCUGGACCAACACCGACACCAACACCUUUAGUUGGAAAACCAGAGCUGGUCCAGAAAAGUGCCAUUGCAACUUCCGCUAGUGGCACUGCCACAACUUCCACAACGCUUCCCGUCCAGGUCGCCAAUCCUGGAGGAACCAAAAUAUCCCUAAUCAAGCAACGCUCCCCGCUCAUACUUAGUAAGGUGGCUGUGGACAAGCUGCGAUGGAAAUUUAAUCAGGCCAAGGGCAAUUCUGGAUCGGUUAUUAUUAGCAAGUCGGGCAGUGUGAAGAAGGUGCUACCCAUGCCGCCUGGUAGCGAGGAUAUAAUCAGGACAUCCCAAAAUAACAACAACAUCAACGGCAAGGCAGCUCCCAUUCCCAUUAAGGCAGUAUCCGUGGUGUCCGACAACAACAACAAGGGCACGGUAAAAACCAAGACAAUCAUAAAAGCUGUUCCCCUGCCGGUGAAAGAGGAGACUCCGCCUACGGCUCUACCUUCAGUUACAUUUCAGAAAGUUCUGCCUCAGACUGUAAAGGUUAUGCCUUUGGCUCCGGCCUCGACUCCGGCUCCGGCUCCUGCUGGUACAACUACGGUUACUACAAAUGCUAAGCCUCUGCCGCCAGCUCCCAUUCCUACGGUUUCGGCACCCACAGCUCCAGCUCCUAGUCCGAAACCACAGCUUCUAGGAUCGGAAACUACUAUUUUAACUAUAACGCCUGCUAAUGUUCCAUUCUCGGUCCCGAAAACACCGAACGAAAAAGCAAUGCCCAUAGCAACUAGCAAUACAAAAGCCGUUUUAACCCCAGAAUCAAAGACUAAGCUGGAAAGGGCUCUAAACGGUCCACUUAAAAAGGGUCAACCUGUACAAAACCUGCAGAUACAUAAGCCUGAGGUCCCUAUUAAACCACAACCAGUUCAAGCAAAGAAUCCACCCAAGCUUCAGCAAACUCCAGAUUUAAAGAACCCACCACAGCCAGAAAAAUUGGAGCUCCAAGGCGAAGUUAAGGUGCGACAGAUUGAAUCAAUAAAUCCACCUAAAACUCAACCUCAAGAGCCUCAUAUUUCACCAAAAAAGCAGCAGCCAUCUAAAAAUGAACACCAAGAGCCUCGGAUUGCUCCGAAUCUGCAUCAGGAAUCCAAAAAUCAACACCAAGAGCCCCAGGUUGCUCCGAAACUGCAGCAGCCACCUACCGUGAGCCAAGAGCCUCAGGUUACUCCUAAGCAGCCAUCUAAAACUCAAAAUAAAGAGCCUAAGAGCCUAGAACUAACUAACAAUCAACAUCGAGAGCAUCAUAGUCCUCCGCCACAACAGCAGCCAUCUACAAAUCAGCAGCAAGAGCCCCAUAGUCCUCCGAAACCACAAAAGCCAUUUAAUAAUCAACAUCAAGAGCCUAUUAUUCCUCCGAAAGCGCAGCUGCCAUCUCAAAAUCAACAUGAAGAGCCUCAUAGUCCUCCGAAAUCGCAGCAGCCAUCUAAAAACCAUCAUCAAGAUCUUCAUAGUCCUCCGAAACAGCAGCAGCCUGAAAAGAAGACUCCACCUAAGCCCAAACCUCCGGAGCGCAAAGAGCCGCCCAAGCUCCAGCCACCGGAAAUCAAGAGACUGUCUAAAGGUGGUCAUCUGGGACCCAAACUGCAGCGAUCCAAGUCUUUUGUGGGCUCUCCAGAAGUUUCACUGAUUCCCUGUGAACGCCGUCACUCCGUGGCUAUAAUGGCCAAAGAAGUGGACGUUAUCGAGCAGCCGUGUGCCCCCAUUGAAACAAUCACCAUCGAAGACGACGAAAGCGAGGAAGAACCGGUUCAGCCUAUUCCUCAGCCGAUUAAGAAGCCCAUUGUGCUACCUAUUCUUCCAGCUGGAAUAACCAUAUCCACUACCCGACGAUCAUCAGGUCCCGCCGCGAAAGCCCCAAUAUCGUCUAGAAAGAGCUCAUCAUCUAGCUCUAACAGCGAUGUGGUGGAGGUUCCCAUGGGUAUGAGCAAAUUGAAACAGGAGUUGAGCUUGCUGCCGGGAAUCAGUAUUGUGAAAGCUGAAUCCUUGCCAGUGACCAAGGAAGACUUUGAGCGCUCUCUGCGCUGCGAUGAACAAGUGCCAAGUACGCCGCCUUCCUCCUCUUCCAGCGCAUCAGUAGCCUCGGACCUACUAACCCCACCGAAAUCGGUUGAGCCCGUGGCACCACAGAGGGCCACUAAGAAUGGUGAUAUCCACAUCAAAGAGGCGUCACCUUUGCCUGGCUCUCGAGCUAAUGCGCUGAAGAAAAGCAUGCACCAAAAUCUUUCAAUGCUGCAGUGGCGCGGCCAACAGCCGGCAAAUCUGCAAAACUCAUCGUUACGGUUCGAGCUGAACCGCUUCAACCUGUUGCAGCUAAACGAACGCUGCGAGCCCCGUCGAGGACCGGCAAACUAUUUCGAUCGGGCGCUAUACGAUCGCGCGAGUCGCAGACCUUCGGGUAGUGCUCAUCCACUGCUCUACCUGUGCCAGCGAUGCAACUGCCACGGACCCGCCGCCGACUUUCUGGCUCCCCAUUUUUGCUCCUUAAAUUGUGUCCGCCGAGGCCAAAAGCGUCGUCUCCCGCCAAGCAGCCAAACAGAGAGCAAGAUUAGUCGCACCCAGCCGGAGCCUGCUCCUUCGGCCUCAUUCAGAAAAGCCCCGUCAAAUAACAAAGCCAUUGCCAAGACCCUCGAGCAGCCAAACCGAAUGAAAGAGAAGGGUAAAAAGCCAUUCCGCUGGAGCGAAUAUUUAAAGUCCAAGGGUAAGGAUGUGGCUGCGCCCAUCCACUUGUUCCUUAAUCCGUUCCCCAUCACACCGAACUGCUUCGAGCGCGGAAUGAAACUGGAGGCAAUCGAUCCAGAGAACUGUUCGCUAUUUUGUGUGUGCACUAUUGCCGAGAUCCGUGGCUAUCGGCUGAGACUUAGCUUCGAUGGCUACUCUUCCAUGUACGACUUCUGGGUGAACGCGGAUUCGCAGGACAUCUUCCCGCCAGGCUGGUGCGAAGAGACGAACCGUGUGCUACAAGCACCCAAGGGGUACUGCUCGGAACGCUUCAGCUGGAACCGCUACUUGGUGAAAACCGGCGUGAAAGCAGCUCCGCGAUCGCUCUUCACCCACUUGAACAUAUCUCCGCAGGCGGGUGUUCGCAACGGAUUCGUAGUGGGCAUGCAUCUGGAAGCGGAGGAUCUUAACGAUACAGGAAAGAUUUGCGUGGCCACCAUAGCGGACACCCUGGACGAGCGCAUUCGCGUCCACUUUGACGGUUGGGAUGACUGCUACGAUUUGUGGGUGCAUAUCAGCUCGCCCUACAUCCAUCCUUGCGGCUGGCACGAGGGUCGCCAACAGUUGAUUGUGCCGCCCGACUACCAGAAGUCGGUCUUCAGUUGGCCCGACUAUAUAGCCGAUGUUGGGGGCAUUGCGGCCCCGAAGCAUCUGUUUACGCCGAGGCAGCCAAUGGAGUUUCACGGCCGAAUGAAGCUGGAAGUGGUUGACCAACGUAAUCCCUGUCUCAUCCGUCCCGCAACAGUGGUUACGCGGAAGGGCUACCGGGUGCAGAUCCACUUUGACUGCUGGCCGUCAGAGUACUUUUUCUGGCUCGAGGACGAUAGCCCGGACUUGCAUCCGAUUGGAUGGUGCGAGGCCACCUCGCAUGACUUGGAAACUCCGCCGGGCUUCCUCCAAAGCAAACCGGUGAUGCCCUGCGACACGGAGGGAUGUCGAGGCUUCGGAAACGCAAAGCGCUUCAAUCUCAACGUUCACGCCCUUCAGGAUUGUUGUCCGUAUUUACCAGAGAACUGGCGUCAGUGGCGCUCCAAGACAGUGAAGCCUGCUCGCAUUGCGCCGGAGAGCAUCUGGCGCGGACCUGAGAGGAAAUUCAAGAGAGCAAGUACCGACCAGGACCGAGUAGAUAACCACAAGAGGUUCAAACCUGAGGUCUUGCCACCCAAAGCUACUAAAACGGAAAACAAACCGGAAGUCAAGCAGAAGGUGUCCCGCCGUAAACCGAAGCAUGUGCCGAAGCAAGAAAAGGAGCAACACAAGGAUCAACCGCCAAAGAAGAACGAACCAGUUCCUCAGUCUCUGGCCUUGGCCAUCCCCAUUGUUAAAGACUAUGGGCCCCAAUACGUCCAAAACUAUCGACUGUGGCAACGGAAUAGUGCCUUUGAUUUGAAUGAGGUGCGGAGCAACCCCCUCAACUGGACGAAAUGGGAUGUUUUUGAGUAUAUAGAGCAAUCCCUGGAAUCCGAGGAGAUUGCCAAGACUAUUUUCGACGAGGACAUAGAUGGUAGAGCGCUGCUGAUGAUCGGGCGACAAGAGCUAGAAAAGUACCUGAAGCUCAAGAUGGGUCCAGCCGUGAAGCUCUUUUCUCUGAUCGUCAAUCUGCGCAUUGCGGUGGUUUGCAAGUUCGAGACGACAACCACGGGCCUGGGAAUCUACUCCGCCUCUAAGAAAAUGAAAUCGAAAACGAAAACAGAGAAACUGGAUGCUCCUGUUUCUGCCAAAGAGAAAGUGAACGGUUUUAAACUGGAACGCGUGGAUGAUGAUGCGGAUGCCUCCGAUGACGAGGAUGUUGUGCUGGACAGCGAAGACUUUCUCAGCGUAGAGGCCUGCCAUAUGGAGGAAAACGACGAGGACAUGGAUGGGGACGUUGAUGCAGAUCCGGAUUGUGUUAUGGUCCCGCUGGAGACGCGUAGACCGAUGGCAGCGUCCUAGGACUGUAGACCCACACGUUUCCGUUGAUUGAUUCAUAAGAUACUUUGUUGCACUGGCCUCGGCCCGUUUGGGUAUUAUUUAAUGGAUAGUAAAUAAUUUAUAAGUCGAUUUAAACUACCAUGUUUGUUUGCCCCCCUACUCUCCAAUAAAGGAUUCCCUUAGCUCUGUAA
Molecule: messenger RNA, 6260 nt
Organism: Drosophila bipectinata
Lineage: Eukaryota; Metazoa; Arthropoda; Insecta; Diptera; Drosophilidae
Gene: l(3)mbt
Product: lethal (3) malignant brain tumor
Biological process (GO): negative regulation of DNA-templated transcription
Cellular component (GO): nucleus
Molecular function (GO): chromatin binding; sequence-specific DNA binding; zinc ion binding
Source: RefSeq, a predicted model, not a curated record